UAAAACAUGUCAUAAAUGUUUUCUCUUCUCUUCAGAUACCACCUCCUCAAACUCCUUCAGAAGUUUGGCAAAGUAAAGCAAUUUGACUUUCUCUUCCACAAGUCUGGUGCUCUGGAAGGGCAGCCCAGGGGUUACUGUUUUGUCAACUUUGAAACCAAACAGGAAGCAGAGAAGGCGAUCCAGUGUCUCAAUGGGAAGCUGGCCCUGUCCAAGAAAUUGGUGGUGCGGUGGGCACACGCACAAGUCAAGAGAUAUGAUCACAAUAAGAAUGAGAAGAUCCUUCCAAUCAGUCUGGAGCCAUCUUCCAGCACAGAGCCACCCCAGUCCAACCUAAGUGUCAGUGCAAAAAUCAAGGCCAUUGAAGCCAAGCUGAAAAUGAUGGCAGAAAAUCCAGACGCAGAAUAUCCUGCAGCACCUGUUUAUUCUUACUUCAAACCACCGGAUAAGAAAAGGACUACUCCAUACUCCAGAGCUGCCUGGAAAUCCAGAAGAUGAUGCUUAUGAAUGGAUGAUGGUAGCAAGAAGCACUGCUUUGUAUACCUGGAGUCCUCCAAUGCUUUUGUACUUUUGUAGAGUGGGAAGGACGGUGCCACCUGAGCGGGGCACGGCCAGCACAGCCCUCUGUCACACCCGAGGGACUGCACGCUCCUGCCUGUGCAGCUCACAGCUGAAGGCUGUUGAGAGAAAUAGGUUCCCUUCAAAGCCUCUGAUGAACACACAGGCAAACCUCUUGUUAGUGUGCAUUCAUUAGCCAGAUUAGAAACAGUAACCAGCGUUCGGAGUAAAGCACAUCCAAAAAUACUCCAUUUAACUGAUUACUUUUUAAAGUAUUUUUGAACAAAAUGUAUUCCAAUUCAUGUUUUAAUGGAAGGGGAAGCACUUGGUUUUGAUUAACAUGCUGUAGUUAUAAUGGAAAAACUUUUUCAUCUCAAUAAAACUCAUUUUAAAUAGAUCUUGCAACACCUUUAGUAACUGUGCAUGGGAUAUUUUAUAUGCACCAAAGCCAAUUGAUUUUGCAUUUUGAUUUGCACACUCCACAAGGUUACUUUAUGACAUGGUAAUGACACAGCACAGGUAUUUUCAGUGUCAUUUAGGCUGUAGGUGUGUGCCUGCAUGUAGGAAUUAGUGCAUUUACACACCACCGAGAUCUGUGCUGUGCCCUGAACUUUGGCAUUUCUGUUCAGUGAUCCCUGAUGGUGGCAGCUCCUCAUGAGCCAGAUGUAACUGCAGCCUCUGAGACAUGUGCCAAGCCAUGAACUUGGUUUUUCCCCCCUGUCCUGCCCAGCUUUGCUUUCCAUGAGCUGGUAGAGGUGGUCAGCUGCCACUUGGUGUGAGGUGGCACCACUGUAAAACAGAAAGCUGAGGAAAAAACAUUUUCUGGCAGCAUUUUCUCCUUUGUGCACACAGUGCAGUGACUGCAUGUGCCAGGGGGAUGUCAGAGAGCUCCUGUGCUCAGGUCCAGGUGACACUGCUCUGAUUUUUCCUCCCCAGUCCUGUCAGACCUCAUCAGUCACUCUUGAGCUGUUCCCCCAAACUGGUUAAUGGUGGUCUCAAAGAGGAGGAGGAAAACAAUUUGGGAAGAGCCCCGGUUUGUGCAGGCAGGAGUUGCUCAGUGGCACAGCCCAGGGAGGUUUGUAUUCCUGCAGCAGCAGCAGCAGCACACCUCCCUUCAGGCAGAGCUGGCUUCCUGCUGCCGAAGCGAGCACCUGGAACGGAGCCGUGCCUGUCUGUGGCGGAGGAUUGUUGAAAGCCUCAAUUGUUCUAAAGUAGGUCUCGUGCUGUUAAUGUUUGUUUCCUAGUUUUUGGUUACCUGAGUAGAGGGAAAAGUAGUAUUCUUGGGAGUUUGUACCCUUCUGAAUGUCAGUGACAGCUGUUUGCAUUCCUAUGAACAGCCUGUGUUUGUUCCUGUGUGCUCUAACGUUUGUAGCUUUCUGGGUCUGUAUCCGCGUUGUUUAGAACAGCUCUGAAUUCUGUUCCCGUUAGGAGUUCAGGAGAUACCUGGUUACAAAUGGGUGUGUGCCUGUGCUCCCAUCAGAAGCAUAUUUUGAUAUUUAUUUGUAUUUGAAUACAAUUUGUUGAAAUUCUUAAGCUCUAAAUAAACAUUUAAAAUGCA
This is a messenger RNA of Cyanistes caeruleus (blue tit), 2113 nucleotides long. NCBI's taxonomy places the organism in Eukaryota, Metazoa, Chordata, Aves, Passeriformes, Paridae. The record is from RefSeq and is a predicted model, not a curated record.